UGUACGAGUAUAGGUUACAUAAUGAAUAAAAAUCUUAUGUAUAUAUGUAUAUUAAAUACGUAUUGUAUGCAUAUGCUGAUCCAGCCGGGUAUGCCACACAACUUCGCAUACAAUGUUAGGGACGACUACUCCGGCACCAACUUCGGACACAGUGAGAACUCCGACGGCAACACCGUCCGUGGCUCCUACAAUGUCGACCUUCCCGACGGACGCAAGCAAACGGUGAAAUACGAAGCAGACCACCACAAGGGUUUCACUGCCAACGUGGAGUACUAUGGCGAGGCCCAGUACGCCCACCAGUCCGGUCCGGCAGUAACAUUCAAGCCCCAGCCAUCAUACCAGCCCCAGCCAUCAUACCCACCCCAGCCAUCAUACCCACCCCAGCCAUCAUACCACCAGCCCCAGCCAUCAUACCCACCCCAACCCUCUUACCAACCCUAG
This is a messenger RNA of Procambarus clarkii (red swamp crayfish), 441 nucleotides long. Its product is annotated as cuticle protein 7-like. NCBI's taxonomy places the organism in Eukaryota, Metazoa, Arthropoda, Malacostraca, Decapoda, Cambaridae. The record is from RefSeq and is a predicted model, not a curated record. Gene Ontology annotation, cellular component: extracellular matrix.